UGGAGCAUUGUUGGGUGCGCAUUUAUGAUUUGAAUUUCUCUCUUACUUUACGAGCAACUAAACCGCUCGCUGGUUCUUGCUUUUUGUAUCUUAGAACCGUCUUCAAGACCCUCUGAAUCGAGUGCCACUGCUGAUCUCUCGGAGUUCUUCUCCAUCUUACUCUGAAUAUGCCUCUCUCCACUCUUGCUUCUCUUCCUCGGCCUUCAUUCUCUCGCUGAUUCUUGUUUCUCCCCGUAAAUAUCGUUUCUGAUAUCAAGAAGGCAACACUGAGAAUAUCCACCACCGAGUAGCCCAUUGUCGCGACUACGUUGUGGUGUUUCUCUUAAUCAGAAACGGGCCCACCCCCACAUUCUUCUUCUUCUUCUUCACUCAACCAUGUGAUCCCAUGCAAUUACUCUAUUCUUUCUCUUUCAUCUCAGUCAUCAGCUUUAAAAGCACAAACGACUUGGAGGAAAUCGGAACUCCGACCCUCGCCGAGAAUAUCGGCUGCGAUGUCGGCUCCGACACCAUCUCCGGAGAUCAAUGAAUACUCUCCUCCUCCGCCGCCGCUGACGGAAGGUUUUUCGCCGGUACUGCCUCUUCCUCCUCCGCCGCCAAAGGGCUUGAUAGGCCUCGUAAUGGGGAUAGUGAUGGGAGUGUUGAUUGUGCUUGUGGCGGUGGGCUUUUGUGUUAUUUGGCGUAGGAAGAAGAGAAGACGAGGUGAUAACAAUGAGUCUGAUGGUCUCCCACGAGGAGCCAAAGCCCCCCAGGAGGAGUUGAAUCAAAUACCCAACCAUUUCAAGCCCCCUCUCCUCCACCACAUCCUUCAGUGAAAAGCAAUUUGGACUCC
Messenger RNA from Juglans microcarpa x Juglans regia, 829 nucleotides. Its product is annotated as proline-rich receptor-like protein kinase PERK2. The transcript is spliced from 3 exons. The record is from RefSeq and is a predicted model, not a curated record. The coding region runs from base 492 to 812 and encodes 106 amino acids. Lineage: Eukaryota; Viridiplantae; Streptophyta; Magnoliopsida; Fagales; Juglandaceae.